AUGAAAAGUGCUUUUAGAGAAGAGGACAUCGGCCAGAUGGAUGAGUCCUACAGAGUCAGGCUCCCGCAAAGGGAUUCUUCACAAUUGCCCGAGAUCAAGGAGGGACCAGUCUCUCCGGCGAGUACGCGCCUAGAUUCCCCAGGGAUCGAGUCUAUUCGAAGCGCUGAGGCAACGGAGAAAGAAGCCGAGUCGCCAUGGGCAGAACCAGCAGAUAAAGAAGUCUACCAUGACCCCAACGAGCCACCGCCACCAUUUGAAUCUCUAAAGGGACCGAAAAUUGCGCCAGCAGGAGUACAUCCAGCAGAGCGACGGCAGGGAAAGAGUAGAAAAACAUGGAUCAUCGUAGGAAUCGUCGCGAUACGCUCUGCACAACUAUCCACCGCAGGCGACUGGAAAGGUGGAGAUGUUACGGAGGUCGUCGCCGCCGAUGCGAAGAACGGAACGCCGAUCGCUGCUGCCGCCUUCGCGAGGAACGACACAGCUGCUUGGCACAUAUUCUACAUCAAUAAUGAGAACUACAUCACGGAGGUUGUCAACAGCAACAAAACCAACGUAUGGUCCCCAGGUCCUAUCAACAAACUCAAGUUGCAACCUAUGAGUGAUACGCAUGUCGGACUUCAGGCUUGCUGGUAUGGAAGCUUCUAUUCAGACGAGGAUUACAACCACAGCCCGGUACCUGGACAGACCAACAAAACCAUCACCGAUACCGAUCAGAAGGUGGGAAUUCAUCUCUGGUAUGCCACUAACGCAACGAACUUUGACUCCUAUGGCUGGGCAUACGGGACCAACACGUGGGAACAACAGCAGAGCUUUAGUCCUUACAAUGGCCACGCAGGAGUAGGCUGUUACUCGUGGGGUCCUGGAAGUGAUACGUACGUCAUCUUCACAGACCUGGACAACAACAUGAACAUUCUCUGGAAAGAUCUCAACACCACUUUGAACAGUACUGUUACGCAUCCCAUUAAUGAAUGGCGAGACAGUGAGUUUCCCGGUUUUUGCUUCGUCAGAUUGCUUGCUAAUUCCUUACCAGGCAACGUAAAGAUUCCUGUCUUUCAAAAUACCUCGAUUGGCUACACCAACUAUCUUUACGCGCAGAACCCCGACCUGACAUUCAGCGGAUACAACGUUACCUGGGCUUCGGAAGACACCUCGGUCGCUAUCGACGACCCAGAUCAAACUUUUGUUGUUAGUGGUCGGAAAGGUCUACCUGGCUCUCAUCUCACUGUGACUUCGCUGCCGGACAAAUCGGGCGGCAACUCGUUGCUGGCAUUUUAUCAGACCAAUGGUUCUGAUAUCACGGAAUUCGUGCGGGAUUUUGACGCAGGACAAUGGACCAGUCUAGCUGUGCCUAUUCCGGACGCCUAG
This is a messenger RNA of Bacidia gigantensis, 1365 nucleotides long. RefSeq lists its product as uncharacterized. The coding region runs from base 1 to 1365 and encodes 454 amino acids. The transcript has 3 exons. The record is from RefSeq and is a predicted model, not a curated record. Lineage: Eukaryota; Fungi; Ascomycota; Lecanoromycetes; Lecanorales; Ramalinaceae.